AUGCUCGUGAAGGUUGCAAGUAUUCUCUUCCUAGUUGUAUUUUCAGCUGUGCAAGCUGAUCUUCGGAGCACUGUUUAUGGAUUGGUAGAAGCUCGUAGCGGUGCGAAGUCGAAUUGCAGCUUGUGGACAUCGUAUUUUGCAGCAAAUGGUGUCGUUCGUUCACCAGUUGGAUCAACACCCAUUGUUGGUCUUGAUGCAAUCCAAAAACAUUGCGAUGCUUGGAAUCAAAUGCUCGGUCCUCAAGGUAAUGGAUGGUAUCCAAUGGAAUUGUGGUCAGGUAAUUUAGAGACUGCCUUCGAAGCAACCAUACGAGCGGUUAAUAAAGGUGGUUGUCAAGUCAAUUGGCGUGGAAUAAUUACAAUCAAAUUCGAUAAUACAUUGAAAAUCACGGAAUGGAGUCAUUAUUAUGAUGAUGAUUUUAUGGCACCACAGUUGAAAGGAAAGUGUCAACCAUUGUAG
Adineta ricciae is the source of this 459-nucleotide messenger RNA. Lineage: Eukaryota; Metazoa; Rotifera; Eurotatoria; Adinetida; Adinetidae. The record is from the annotation of a GenBank genome assembly.